This is a messenger RNA of Mangifera indica (mango), 830 nucleotides long. Its product is annotated as ATP synthase delta chain, chloroplastic-like. Gene Ontology annotation, biological process: photosynthetic electron transport in photosystem I; photosynthetic electron transport in photosystem II; proton motive force-driven ATP synthesis. The record is from RefSeq and is a predicted model, not a curated record. Gene Ontology annotation, cellular component: chloroplast thylakoid membrane. The coding region runs from base 1 to 699 and encodes 232 amino acids. NCBI's taxonomy places the organism in Eukaryota, Viridiplantae, Streptophyta, Magnoliopsida, Sapindales, Anacardiaceae. The transcript has a single exon. Gene Ontology annotation, molecular function: proton-transporting ATP synthase activity, rotational mechanism.
AUGGCAUCUAUCCAGCAAACCGCAUCGGCUCUCUCCCUCCGGUCUAAUCUGCUCUCCCCCUCCCUUCGCCUCCUGAAGAACCCUUUCAUUCUCAAGCUCUCUACCCCGCGCCGUAAUUUCAGAGGAGUCAAAAUGGCAUCCACAGUCGCCGGAAGCUACGCCGCCGCUCUCGCUGACGUCGCCAAAUCCAACAAUACCCUCGAUUCCACCUGCGCCGACAUGGAAAAUAUCGAGAAAAUUUUCGCCGACGAGUCAGUCUACGACUUCUUCGCCAACCCCACCAUCGACCAAGAGAAGAAGCGACAAUUAAUCGACGAAAUCUCCAAGUCGUCCGCACUGCAGCCGCACACGACGAACUUCAUGAACAUCUUGAUCGACGCAAAGAGGCUGGACGCCAUCAAGGAUAUUGUGAAGGAAUUUGAGACUGUGUAUAAUAGCAUAACGAAUACCGAAUUGGCGGUGGUGAGCUCGGUGGUGCAGUUGGAGUCAGAGCACUUGGCGCAGUUAGCAAAGCAGGUGCAGAAGCUGACUGGGGCGAAGAAUGUAAGGAUAAAGACGGUGAUUGAUCCGAGUUUGGUGGCGGGGUUCACGAUAAGGUACGGAAACGCGGGUUCGAAGCUGAUUGAUAUGAGUGUGAAGAAGCAGCUGGAGGAGAUCACGGCGGAAAUGGAUUUGGGGAAUAUUGAACUUGGUUUAUGAGAAAUUUGGUGAAGCAAAAUUUGUAAAACUUUUGUUACAAGAAAUUAAUUGCGAUUGUUGUGAAUUUAAUUUGUAAUGUAAUUAAUAAUAAAUUAUAGGGUUUUUGCUUCUCAAUAAAUAAAAAUUAUCCA